This is a messenger RNA of Sinocyclocheilus grahami, 1640 nucleotides long. Its product is annotated as probable tRNA methyltransferase 9-like protein. Gene Ontology annotation, molecular function: tRNA binding; tRNA (5-carboxymethyluridine(34)-5-O)-methyltransferase activity. The record is from RefSeq and is a predicted model, not a curated record. Gene Ontology annotation, biological process: tRNA methylation; tRNA wobble uridine modification. Lineage: Eukaryota; Metazoa; Chordata; Actinopteri; Cypriniformes; Cyprinidae. Bases 24 to 995 code for a protein of 323 amino acids. The transcript has a single exon. Gene Ontology annotation, cellular component: nucleus; cytoplasm.
AGUAGAAUAUAUAUCAAUGACCUAUGAAUACAAUUUCUUUCAAUUGUUUAGUCAUCCACCACAUGUCCACCAAAGAACGGCGUGUCCGAGCAAUAAAAGAGAUGGCGCGCACCCUGCGUGUGGGAGGGCGGAUCAUGAUUUACGUUUGGGCCAUGGAGCAGAAGAGGCGCAAGUUUGAGAAGCAGGACAUCUUCAUUCCCUGGAACCCCAAUCCCCCUUUAUCUCCUGCCCUCAGAGAGCGAGGCAACGGAACCCAAAGCGUCAGCGACGACUCCGCUUCCAGCGACAAGCACAGGAAAGUGAGAAGCACAUCCUCCAUGGUGGACGAAUCCGGAGACUUGAUCAGCCCCGGCCAGCAGAAACCGCAAAGGCUUUGGUUCUUCUCCAGAUCUUUGGAUUCAGUGCUGGACUUCACCAGCCUGACCGUGUCCCGCUCCUCUUCCAGCACUUUACAAACCCCUGUCGAUGAAGCAUCGGAAAGCAGAAGCCGGCGAACUAGCAGUAGAGGUCUCAUCAGGCAGAUGUCCAGCCUCUUUUCAUCCUCUUCCAGAACCAGUCUAGAAGAAGACGUCUUCAUCUCGGAUCCCAACGAACAGGUCCAUAAAAAUGACAACAGAAGUUCUGGGAAUGGAAAUGAGACUGUUCCUGUGGAGCUCGUCCAUGAUUGUUCUGCAGUACCAUUGCCUGACUUGGUGUCCUACCAGAGGGAUCAGUCAACUCUUGAAGGACACGUGGAGGUAGAUGGUAAAUUGAGCCAACAAGAGCCCUUGCAGAGGCAGGAAAGCACAGCGUCUCUUCUGGAAAGCGAUGGGAUGAGUGGACAGAGCAGCGAACAGCUGAAGGACUCUUGUCUGAGAUACUACCACGUAUUCAGGGAAGGAGAACUGACACAGUUGAUCCAAAACCAUGUUGACGAGCUCCAUGUUCUGCACACUUACUUGGAUCACGCCAAUUGGUGCGUAGUGGCUGAGAAGGUCCAAGUCUGGAAGGUUUAAAUCUCAAUUUAAAUGUUUUAAUUAAUAAUAUCCGUUUUGAGGUCUUUAAAAGUUUUAGUUUGAGAUUUUUAAGUAUUGGGACCAGAGAGCUAAUAUUUAGCUAACAUUAGCUGUUCAGUAUCAGUGGCAAUAACAAGCAAGGUAUCGAUGCUUUGACGUGACCAGUGUUGGUCCAAGUCGUAACACUAAAGCUAGUCGUACUUUAAAAUUUGCUAUUCUAAAAUGUAGCUUUAGUCUCCAUUCUUUGUGAUGUCUUAAGUUUUGAGUUGAAAAUAAUUGACUUCACUUGCACUGAUUUUAAUGGUGUAUCACUAUUAACUGUCUUAAGCAAUGCCUGCCUGAAAAAGAAAGCAUAGCACAUCAUUUUUCUGAACCAAACAAUGUGAGCACAUUUUCUUAUAGAAGGCUCUUCAGGAGUUUGUCUGUGUAGGUGUUGUGUUGUGUGGUUAGUAUUAGCUGUUGUGUUGUGCUCUGAAGCUUUUAAACAAGAUUUUAACUAGUCGAAAGCUUGUUAAUAGAUUACACAAGAUGUAUGUUUGUAUUGGUGUAACUUGACCGUGUCAAAAUGUCUCAACAAAGGUCUUUAAUUUUCCUUUAAACUUGAACCAUUUUUAUGUGUAUUUUGGACUUAAAUAUAAUAAAAGC